CGCAUCAGUGGAACGACUGCGACAAAUAGCUAAAACGGAUACAACAAAUAGCGCGUUUUGUGAGAAGUGGUUAUCCAUUUACUACGGCUUACACUUUUGACCACGUCGGCAGUGCACUGAAAGCAGACAGUGGUGAAAAACGAUUUAGUAGACUAUUAAAAUACAUCAGUUCUUUUGAUUUUAUAUCGAGGGCUUUUCAGGAGAAUACCGUCUAAAUGCGCAUGCACAAAAUUGACUGUCGAGAAAAGAACGCAAUAUGAUGGAAAUAAUAAUACAUUAUUAAAUUCCUUUCAGUCCAAAGAGAUAAACCAACUGAACCGGAGCCGCGAGUGUGGGGUUCUUGGAGAGAGAAAAAGAGAGCGAGAAAGAAGCGAGAGAGAGAGAGAGCGAGAGAGAGAGCGAUGGACUGGAGGGGUUGAUGAUGCGUUGUGGUUAAUGUAACAUUUGUCGUCAAUCUGGAGUUCAGACGUGACAAUGGACAGAUAAUGGAAGCAGUGACUACAGGACUUCGACAGUCAAUCCUUUUCUGGUAGUCUUUUGCUUUUGAUAAUGCAUUGUGCGAAGAAGAGCGGCAAAGAAAAUAACAUCGCGUGGGUUUUGGAUACAGGCACAACCACAACUCCAAAGGCAACCGAAAUUAUGUAAUUAAUGGAGAUGUUCUAGUGUUCGAAGUCUAAUUUAAUCUCAAACUGAAAUAAUUGGAUCAAACAUUUGAAUACAGGGGAAAGUCGAGACAGUGGGCUCCGCGCGUGGGGCUCAGCCUAUGUAGUCCCAGAUGCACUACAGUAUUCUGUUACUUUUUAUGGCUACAGCUGGAGACCGAUGGGUUACGAGCGAGAUUUGACAGACAUGUGCAGUCCGGAGCAGCAAUAAUACCCCGCAUCGCACAGGAGCCAGCGGUCUGUGAUUCUGCAAUAAGGAGCUGAUAAAAGCAAUACAUUGUUCUGUAACUAAAGUGAUCCAGUACGCAAUGGGCGACAAGGCGUCAAACUUCAGGGGAAGCACCGGCGAGUGGCUAUCGUCACCUACCAGACGGAUACUUUAACGAUUGGCGAAGCUCUAAGUAAAAAAGAAGGGAAGUAAAACGAUUUAGAAGAGAGAUUAACUUUUGGUUGGGAAUUUAAUUGGAUAAACGGUAGGAAAAAGAAAGACACUUUCUGGGUGAAAUGAGUCACAUUCUCUGCCUGACAGUACCACUGUGAUUAGGGUCGAAAGGUUUAAAUGUUAUUAUUUAGAAUAUUACAUAUAACAUCGGACUGCACUUGACAUGGUCACUUUUGUUUACCCAAUUACACAGGGUAGGCUACGAUUAAGUGGCAACGAUGGACAUUAAUAGGUUAGUAAUUUGAAGUCAAAGAAUAUAUAGCCAUAUUAUUAUUUGUGUCAAUAAAUUGAGAUAUAAAAGGGGUAUUUUAAUUUGCACUAUGAUGGAAGUACCACCACCAUGCUCGAAAAAGAGCCUUUCUCUCUCGCUCCCCGUUCCCCGGGAGCAGGCGACCCUGAAGCCUCCGCAACAUCUUUGGAGGCAGCCACGGACCCCCAUCAAAAUCAAACACCGGGGAUACUCCGACACCGACCGCCAUCACCACCGAGGGAUAGAGCGCUCUAAUGCCAUGGACACGAGCGACAGACCGGGGCUUAGGAAGUGUCGGAUGUCCUGGCCAUCCUCGUUCCAAGGAACCACAAACCCCUCCAUCGGCAAUUGUGUUGGAAAUAGACGUUUUGACUCAGAGAAUGGUCCGUCGCCCGGCCGCAGCCCCAUGGAUUCGCAGGCGAGUCCUGUGCUGGGGCUGCACCCCUCCUUUACCACAGAGGGGUGCAGGAGUCGCGGGGAGCGCAGGGAGUCCUUCCUGUACCGAUCAGACUCUGACUAUGACAUGUCCCCCAAGACCAUGUCACGUAACUCCUCCAUCAACAGUGAGGGGCAUGCAGAAGAUCUCAUAGUCACCCCUUUUGCUCAGGUGUUGGCCAGUCUGCGAACUGUAAGAAGCAACUUCACCAUCCUCGCCAAUGUCACGACACCCACUAACAAGAGGUCACCAGUGACAAGCCAACCCACUGUUCCCCAGGCAACACUCUCUGAUGAGACGUACCAGCAGAUGGCAAGGGAGACUCUGGCUGAGUUAGACUGGUGUCUGGACCAGCUGGAGACCAUCCAGACCCACCGCAGCGUCGGUGACAUGGCCUCCAACAAGUUUAAGAGGAUGUUGAACCGGGAGCUAUCUCACCUGUCAGAGAUGAGUCGUUCAGGGAACCAGGUGUCUGAAUACAUCUCCACUACCUUCCUGGAUAAGCAGAAUGAGGUAGAGAUCCCGUCUCCGACCCUGCGGGAACGGGAACGGGAGCGGGAGCGUGACAAGCCCAUGUGUCAUAUCAGUGGAGUGAAGAAGCUGACACACAGCUCCAGCCUGUCCAUCAACACCACCAUGCCACGCUUUGGAGUCAAGACGGAACAGGAGGACGCACUGGCCAGGGAGCUGGAUGACUUGAAUAAGUGGGGCCUUAAUAUCUUUCGUCUGGCUGAGUUCUCCAAUAAUAGGCCUCUCAGCUGUAUCAUGUUCGCCAUCUUCCAGGAGAGGGAUCUGUUGAAGACGUUUCGAAUCCCUGUCGACACUUUUGUGACCUAUGUUAUGACCCUGGAGGACCACUACCAUGCCAACGUGGCCUACCACAACAGCCUCCACGCCGCUGACGUCACACAGUCCACCCAUGUCCUGCUGUCCACACCGGCUCUGGACGCUGUGUUCACUGAUCUGGAGAUCCUGGCUGCGUUAUUUGCUGCUGCCAUCCAUGAUGUGGAUCAUCCUGGCGUGUCCAACCAGUUCCUCAUCAACACCAACUCGGAGCUGGCUCUGAUGUACAACGAUGAGUCAGUCCUGGAGAACCACCACCUAGCCGUGGGCUUCAAGCUGCUCCACGAGGACAACUGUGACAUCUUCCAGAACCUCAGCAAGAGGCAGAGACAGAGCCUGCGCAAGCUCGUUAUCGAUAUGGUGUUGGCGACGGAUAUGUCCAAGCACAUGAGUUUGCUGGCUGAUCUGAAGACCAUGGUGGAGACGAAGAAGGUGACCAGUUCAGGAGUGCUCCUGCUCGACCACUACACUGACCGCAUCCAGGUGCUGAGGAACAUGGUGCACUGUGCGGACCUAAGUAACCCCACCAAGCCCCUGGUCGUGUACAGAGAGUGGACUGAGCGCAUCAUGGAGGAGUUCUUUAGACAGGGGGACAAGGAGAGGGAGAGAGGCAUGGAGAUCAGCCCUAUGUGUGACAAACACACUGCUUCUGUGGAGAAGAGUCAGGUGGGCUUCAUCGACUACAUCGUGCACCCUCUGUGGGAGACGUGGGGGGACCUGGUGCACCCUGACGCCCAGGACAUCCUGGACACUCUGGAGGACAACAGGGACUGGUACCAGAGCACCAUCCCCCAGAGCCCCAUCUCCCCAGCCCCAAUCCCCCUCGGCCCAGACAAGAGGCUCAACGCCUGCAUCGACAAGUUCCAGUUCAAGCUCACCUUGGAUGACGACACGGAGGGAGGACAGGAGGAAGAGGAGGAGGAGGAGGAGGAGGUGAAAACCACCCCCAAUCACAUGGUGCUCGACUGCAGUCAGGGAGAGAAGGAAGACAAGAAAGAAGAGGAGGAAGGAGAGGACGUGGUAAAGGAUGAAAGGGAAGGAGACAUCAUCGAGGAGGAAGGGGAAGUAGGGAUGGAGGAGGAGGAGGUGGAGGAGGAGGAGGAGAAGAGGGGAGUUCUUCAGCGAGCUCAGUCAGGGGUGGAGAUACUCUCUGACACAAGCCCCGUGGAGGACGAGGAGGAGGAAGACUCCUCCUCACCAGCUGAUGACACAUGAAUUUUGCUCCUCUCUCGCCGGCCACACCCCACAUGCACACACCCCGCCCCUGUUGUCCAUCCUUUAUUUCCGAUGGUCAACACCCAAGAUCAAAUAAGACUGCAUAGACAAUAGACCUUUAAAUCUAUUUUUCAAAAAGGGAACACAAAUAAUUUUGCUUAAAGAAAAGCUAUUUACACAGCAACUGUAGAUUUGGAGUGGGAGCUGGAGGUGUUUCUUCCAGCUGAUGCUUUGAGGAACUGCUAUGAGGACAAAGAGUAACAUAGAGAAGCAUUAAUAAUGGGCCAUUGAAGACAGUGUAGCACUGGAACUGAAACACACACACAUAAACAUGCACAAACUCACCUCCACACACAAACACACCUCACUCACACUUUGAUUCAUGGGGAAAAAAACUCUGAAGUCUACACACGAGAAUGUGUGUGUUUGUGUGUUUGCGCGUGCCUAUGUGGGCGUGUGUGUUUAGAGGACUCUGAUUGGUAACGAAUCUCUUUGGAAAAAGCCAUCUCUAUAUGGAGUAUUAACUAGCGUCAGUCAGUAUUACUAGUUCAUGUUUGUUAGAAUUCAAUGAGUGACUUAUUUUCCAUUUCUGUCGGAAAGAAAACUACAGAUAUCUAUCUAUAGAGGAGGAAUGGAGCGAGAAAAGAAGAGAGGAUUAAGUUUAAUAAAGAAAGGAAGAUGCUGUGAUGAGGGGACCUGAGGGUCCCGCCUCCAUUUUCCCAUUUUCCCUUUAUGAAGAAGUGCUACCGGUGCAAGAUGGCUGUGUGCCUUUCUGGAAACACCAGCUCCUGAAACAUGGAGCUGUCGUGAAGCAAUGCAUCGUGGGACAGAAGUGUCGGCUUUUGUCUUCAUUUUUGAUUGUCUCUUGUUCAAAGAUCUAUUGUAACUAUUCAUGAUUUAAUGUGUGUGUGUGUGUGUGUGUGUGUGUGUGUGUGUGUGUGUGUGUGUGUGUGUGUGUGUGUGUGUGCGUGUGCGUGUGCGUGUGUGUGUCACAUGCUCAGUCCGUUUCUGUGGUGACAGGUUUUCAGCUGUAAGUCUUCCUUUGUUGCUUUUCAAGUUGAUGAGACGUUUCAGAACUCAUAGAUAAGGAGCAGUCACUACCACUACACCACCACACCUGCUGCUUGUACACUCUCCAGUUUUUACAUACGAAAAUUAUUUUUCUUUUUUACUUUCUGAGGAUAAGCCAUGUGAUACUUUACAGUGUAUGUUCUGCCUGUUUUCUAUUUAUUAUCAUUUUGGCUAAAUAUGUUUGAAGGAUUAGGAUAAUAUCAUCAGCAGCACAAAUUCACAUUCCACCUCUUACCCACUCACACUGUAUUUAUUCACCAGUCUCUUCUCGCUUACUGCAUCAGUUGUCACCAAAGCAACAGAUUGGAAACUGAUGAGGUUAGAGAUGCUUUGACGGGGCAGACUGAGAGGAUUUUGUCAGGGUGAUUUUAGGAUUGGAGGGAAUCGAAAGAACGAGCUUGGCCAGAAAGGAGGCUGUUCAGACAGUCACACACAGCCAUUCUUGUUACGUUUUAAGCUUUUCUGCCUUAAUGUCAAAUGCAGGAUACAUACCUGCCACUAUGUAGAUUUAUAAAAUAAAUUCUAAAUAUCCUAGUAUAUUUAUA
Salvelinus fontinalis (brook trout) is the source of this 5464-nucleotide messenger RNA. RefSeq names its product cAMP-specific 3',5'-cyclic phosphodiesterase 4C-like. Gene Ontology annotation, cellular component: cytosol; perinuclear region of cytoplasm; nucleus. Gene Ontology annotation, biological process: signal transduction. The coding region runs from base 1425 to 3848 and encodes 807 amino acids. The transcript is spliced from 15 exons. The record is from RefSeq and is a predicted model, not a curated record. Gene Ontology annotation, molecular function: 3',5'-cyclic-AMP phosphodiesterase activity. Lineage: Eukaryota; Metazoa; Chordata; Actinopteri; Salmoniformes; Salmonidae.